This is a messenger RNA of Acanthisitta chloris (rifleman), 1608 nucleotides long. RefSeq names its product coiled-coil domain containing 62 (gene CCDC62). The record is from RefSeq and is a predicted model, not a curated record. The transcript has 8 exons. Lineage: Eukaryota; Metazoa; Chordata; Aves; Passeriformes; Acanthisittidae.
AAACAGAGGCAAGAACUCCAGCAGUUAAUUGCACAACUGAAGGAUCGUGACAGGGAGCUCAAUGACAUGGUUGCAGUGCAUGAGAGACACAUCCAGACCUGGGAGGAUGAUCACCAGAAGAUCCUGACUUUAACAGAACAAUGCAACUUAUUAACCAGUGAGUUGAAUGAGAAAAAUGCAAUUAUAAAAUCACUGACCAAAAAGUUAAAACUCUUAGAAUCUCAGCAGAAUGACAGGAGGACAGCACUGAAUAGCACACAGCAGAAGUUUAAGGAGCUGACUCAAAAAGUGACAGAUACAACUGUUCACUGCCAGGAUCUGGAGGAGAGAAAUCAGAGUCUCCACUGCUCAGUUUUGGAACUGUCUGUUAAAAUAGGCCAACUGCAAGCAAGAGAACAGGAGCUUCUCACCAUGCUCAAGCUGAAGGACAAAGCUUUACUUGAAACAACAGAUCACAUUAAUGAGUUUACAUCCAAAUUUAAGAAGCUGGUAAGUGCAUUAUGUGCAGCAAGGACACAGGAGUUCAGUCCCAGCAGAGAACAGCAAGACCUCAAGCUGACACUGAAAGAACUAGUGCUUCAAACAAAUCAGCUGAAAGAUGUCCUCUCUGAAAAGAUGAGAGAAAACAGCAAGCAGCUAGAUGAAAUCAUGCACUUGAAGCAGGAAAAUGGCUGUUUGAGGAGGGAGCUGGCACUUGCAUUGGAGAAAGCAAAGAGAAUGGAUCGAUUCUAUCAGUUUGCCAAGUCUAAACAGACACGGAUUGACACAGAGUUGUCCAGUCUGCAGCAGACCUGUACAAAACAGCAGUGUGACUUAGAGUUUCUUCACAUCAACUUGGAGAGCUCUCAGGGCUCAAGGCAAAGUGCAGCACAUGGAAGGAGCAUAGGGGUGGGGUUCCCUGCUCCUGGAAGCCACAGCAAGACACACAUGGGUAAGACUGAAGGCACCCACGGCAUGUGCAAAGAGUGGGGAAAAACCACCCCUGAGAUGUGUGAAGUAGAUAAUAGAGAGUUUCUGAGUGCAUCAGACUUGGAGAAAACUACCUCAGUGUUCCUAAACCGGUGUGAGAGAGUUGUGAAAGGCUUGGCUGUCCCUGUGGAAGAAAGAGAAAAGCAGGAUGUUGCAUCAAGCUUCGAUGAGCUAAACAAUGAAGGAUUCCAUGAGGCAAACACAAGGCCAUUGAGAAACAAGGAAAUUGGUGACAAAGGAGUGGAAAGCAGAGACCAACAAGCCUUUGAGCCAUCUUUGCCCUCCUAUGAGUGUUGGCUUAACAUCAGAUCUUGUGCAGAUUUGCAGAGUACUUUGAUCCGAAACAUCAUCACCUCUGAGGAAACUGAUCAGGAAAACAAAACCUGGGAAGAGAGAUUUGGAAUUCAGUUUGACCAGAAAAGCAGAGAGACUCCUGCUGCAAUUUGCAAGUCUGAAUCUGAUUCCUGUAGUAAUAGCUCCAUCAUAAGCAGAGAUGGAUGUUGGAAGCCAGUGUCAGAUGUGGAAUGGCUGGAGAUUUUCAAACCCUUAGAAAGAUAUGGAAGUAUAUGAUGUGGACAAGAUUGCAGCUGGUUAAAGACUGCAAAAGAGAUGACAUGUGUCCGCUCAAAAAGGUUAUGA